AUGGGGACACCUACGAAGCGGAGGAAGCUCAACAAUGAUACAAAGUCCAAUGGUUCUCGGAAUCUCGACUUCUUUUUUGGAAAGCGAAAGAAAGAGGAACAAGAGUUGCCAUCUCAACUAGUGGGUAGUCCAUCCCAAGAUGUUCCCGAUGGCGCCGGUCCCUCUGAAUUGACAGACGAGCAACUGGCAAGAAAGCUCCAGGAGGAAUGGGAUCGGGAACCAGUUGGCACAAAUGAGGCGACUGAAGGUUUUCUAGUCGAAACCAAUCGGCAGCCAUCUGCGACUCCAGUCUCCGCCAUCUCUACCAGCCAUACAAGUGAGAAAGCACCGAGUGAUGGCAUUUUCAGUCGGCCUACCACAAAACCAACUAAACCGAUUAUCAAUAAGAAUACCCUUUCACUACAAUCCGCUGGCACAGCAGAAGAUACUAUAUCUACUCAGAGCCGUAUAAAAAUAGUAGAUACUCUGGUCAACUUGCUGAGGGUCAUCAUUGAGGGUGAUCCAGAUUCGCUUCUACAUACUGUCUGGCUCGCGACGAAUGCAAUAUCACCACCAUACAUAUCCCUCGAACUAGGUUUGGGUGGUUCGGCCAUUUCGAAAGCAUUGAAAAACGUGUGCGGGCUAGAUUCAAGGUCGUUGAAGACACUUUAUAACAAGCACGGUGAUGCUGGCGAUGUUGCUUUUGAAGCUAAGAAGAGACAGAGUUUUACCUUAAGAAAACCGAAACCACUAACGAUAAAAGGAGUCUAUCAAUCUCUAGUCAAAAUAGCUAAGACACAAGGAACCGGCAGUAGCGAGAUCAAGCAAAGAAUUGUCGAUCGAUUAUUGCAAGACGCCAGAGGAGCAGAGGAGAGUCGAUACAUUGUCCGGACCCUCUGUCAACAUCUCCGUAUUGGUGCAGUGAAAACCACAAUGUUGAUUGCUUUAUCUCGAGCUUUUCAGCUAUCUAGACCACCUGGAGCAGACUUUCCUCUUAAGUCACAACAAGAGCUGGUAAAGCUCAAAAAGGAAGUCCUGGCCGAGUUGUGGUCGAAGGGUGAAGAAAUUGUGAAAGCAUGCUUCGCUAAAAGGCCCAAUUACAACGACCUUAUACCCAUUUUACUUGAGAUCGGAGUCUGCGAGGAGCUAUUGGUUAGAUGCGGACUAGCCUUGCAUAUUCCGUUACGCCCCAUGUUAGGGAGCAUUACCAGGGAUCUUGCAGAAAUGCUUACGAAGCUUCAAGGUCGUGAUUUCAGUUGUGAGUAUAAGUAUGAUGGGCAGCGAGCCCAAGUCCAUUGUGAUGAGAAUGGAAAAGUGUCCAUAUUUUCCAGGCACCUGGAACUUAUGACAGACAAAUAUCCCGAUUUGGUGGCCUUGAUUCCAAAAAUACGUGGGGAAGGUGUCGAAAGUUUCAUCAUGGAAGGAGAGGUAGUCUCCGUUGAUCGGCAAUCUGGUGAUCUGAAAACCUUCCAAUCUCUGGCAAAUCGAGCGAGGAAAGAUGUAGCAAUUGGGAGUGUUACGAUUGAUGUGUGUCUCUUCUCCUUUGAUUUAAUGUACCUGAACGGAGAAUCACUUCUCAAUCGAACUUUCAGGGAAAGGCGAGAACUUUUACGAGGUUUGUUCGUUGAGGUACCGAACCAAUUCACAUGGGUAAAAAGUAUCGAUGCUACUUCUCAGGAUUCAGAGGUUGUCUUAGAAUUCUUCAACACUGCCAUAGAACGAAAGUGCGAGGGCAUCAUGGUUAAGAUUUUAGAUGAUUUACCUAGCACUACACUACUUGAGUCCGAGGAAGUCUCGGAAGAGAUUGAGCCCUCUAUCCUCCAAACAUCCCAAAAACAAUCCAGAGGGAAGACGAAAUCUGCUGAAAAAGAACCCGAGAAGAAAACGCGCCGAAAAGCUUUAUUAUCCACGUACGAGCCCGACAAACGACUGGACUCUUGGCUGAAAGUGAAAAAGGAUUACAGUGCUUCAUUUGAUACGUUGGAUUUGAUACCUGUCGCUGCAUGGCAUGGUCAAGGACGUAAGGCGAAAUUCUGGUCACCAAUUCUCCUUGCAGUUCGCAACGAUGAGACUGGCACUCUGGAAGCCGUGUGUAAGUGUAUCUCGGGUUUUAGUGACGCAUUCUACAAGGUCAACAAAGAAUUCUACGCAGAGGGGGGCGAGCAUGUUCUAGGAGGAAAACCAAAUUAUGUCGAUUAUCGAGGUGGGCACCCCGAUGUAUGGUUCGAACCGCAAGAGGUCUGGGAGAUGGCUUAUGCGGAUAUUACAAUUAGUCCGGUGUAUAGAGCCGCCAUCGGUCUUGUGAGCGAUGAAAAGGGAUUAAGUUUGAGGUUCCCUAGAUUCUUGAAAAAAAGAGAAGAUAAGUCUAUAGAAGAAGCAAGUACAAGUGAGUUUCUUGCUGGGUUGUGGAGGAAGCAGGAGCAGAAGGUCGAUGAUGGGAAGGAAAAGUCAGAAGAAAUAUAUCUGGAGGAUGAUGAGGAAUGA
This is a messenger RNA of Sclerotinia sclerotiorum 1980 UF-70, 2463 nucleotides long. RefSeq lists its product as hypothetical. Gene Ontology annotation, molecular function: DNA binding; ATP binding; DNA ligase (ATP) activity. Bases 1 to 2463 code for a protein of 820 amino acids. The record is from RefSeq and is a predicted model, not a curated record. Gene Ontology annotation, cellular component: DNA ligase III-XRCC1 complex. NCBI's taxonomy places the organism in Eukaryota, Fungi, Ascomycota, Leotiomycetes, Helotiales, Sclerotiniaceae. The transcript is spliced from 4 exons. Gene Ontology annotation, biological process: double-strand break repair via alternative nonhomologous end joining; DNA biosynthetic process; DNA recombination.